AUGGGAAGAAGAUGUAGCUGGAACAAGUUAGUGGACAAAUUCGAAGUGAAACUCUCAUCUUGGAAGGCCAAAUCUUUGUCGUUUGGUGGUAGGAAGAUUCUGUGUAAAUCGGUUCUUGGUAGCUUGGGAGUUUAUCUUUUCUCUUUGUUUAAAGUCCCGGAAUCUGUGCUUAACACACUUGAAAGCCUUAGGAACCAAUUCACUUGGGGCCGGACUGGACAGAGUAAGAAAAUUAUCUGGGUUAAGUGGAAAGUUACCUGUAAUAAAAUGGAUAAAGGUGGUAUUGGCAUCGGUAGUUUGAAGGCGCUUAAUUGGAGUCUUCUUGCAAAGUGGUGGUCGAGAUUUCUUAACGAAGAGGGUAGUGUCUGGAGAGAGAGUAUUAAGGCGUUUCAUGGUGAUAAAGGGGGUAUUUUAAGUGUCGGAUGUAAGAAACCGGGUGUAUGGGGAACUAUUUCUAAAUGGGACAUUCUCAUCCGGAAAGCUGAGUUGAAUGUUAACAACUUCUGGCCCGUUGAUACUAAUGGCAAUCGAAGAUGGAUUCUAUCCGAAGGCGGGGUAUUCUCGGUCAAGACGUGUCGGGGAAUGAUCGAGGAAGGUAUUUUACAAUCCGAUGGAAGCUUUACGAAGUGGAACAAAUUGGAACCCGCUAAAGUUAAUAUGCUUAUCUGGCGUCUUUCAAAGUCUAGACUUCCCACUAGAUAUAAUCUCUACUUAAAAGGUGUCCGGAUGAGUUCGGUUCUCUGUCCUUGCUGCCUUAGUCAUACUGAAACGGAAGCUCAUCUCUUGUUUGGAUGUUCGUCUACAAAGGUGAUCGGUGCUUACGUUAAGAAUUGGUGGUCGGGCUUUCCUUGUCAGGCUACCAAUUGGGCGGAAUUCUUCUCGGCAGCGCAAUUUCCUUUCAAAGGGAAGAGGGUUAAGGAGGUAUUGGAAGUAAUUCUCAUGGCGUUCAUUUGGAUGAUUUGGACGAAUCGGAAUGCGUUGGUCUUUAACAAACCCAUAAAAAUCCCGAUGGUGAUUUUCAAGGAUAUUGUGCUAUUUUCUUUUAAUUGGAUUAGAAUUAGAUCGAAGUCUUGUAAUGAUCUUGAUUGGAAUGCUUGGUGUAUCAGCCCUUUAUCGGCUUUGUUGUAA
Cynara cardunculus var. scolymus (artichoke) is the source of this 1128-nucleotide messenger RNA. RefSeq lists its product as uncharacterized. The record is from RefSeq and is a predicted model, not a curated record. The transcript has a single exon. Bases 1 to 1128 code for a protein of 375 amino acids. Lineage: Eukaryota; Viridiplantae; Streptophyta; Magnoliopsida; Asterales; Asteraceae.